UGAACAGAACCAAAUGUACCGUAGACACACACGACCAAGAGAGCAUCUCCUUCUUCCUUCUUAGGGCAUAUAUUAAAAAGAAAAAAAAAACAGGGCAUCACCUCAAAUCUUUACUCAAUCCCUUCGAAACCCUAGAAUUUGUGCUCCAAUUUUUUAUUUUUUUUUUAUAAGUAUCAGCUACGAGGGUUGGUUUCUUUGUUUUGUUUUCCCCCUCUAAUUUAUGGCCUUGAUACAAUACUUGAGCUCUUCAUUGAUUCUCGUCGGCGGUUAGUUACCAAAGUGUAAAUUACACUGGGACUGGGAAAGUUUUGUAGGUAGUAACAAAGUUGUGGAAUUUGAGAUGUUUAGUCAAGGGGGUUAUAAUCUUCAAUCUGGUCAAGGUACUCAGACACCCAGGCCACCUCCAUUUAUACAGCAUCCACCAGCUCUGCCUCCUUUACCUCAGAGUUUUCAACAAGGUCCGUUGCUGCCUUUACCUCAUGUUCUACCUCGCCCUGGUCAGCCUGGCCUGCCUAUAUAUCAGCAUGGACCUUUGGCCCCACAUCUUACAGUUAGGCAGGUUCGGCCUGGGUUGCCCAACACGGGUCAGCCUUAUUUUCCUCCACCGCCUACAGUUCAUGGAAGUGCCCGGAUGCCACAUGUUUACACAACUGCACCACCAAAUCCACAAGGAUCGCAACAUUCUUCUUAUUUAGCACCUGGACUCCCUCCUCCUCCUCCUCCUCCUCCUGGAUCUCAUCAUGUGGAAAUGUUACAGGCCCCAUUGCCUCCUAGAAGUUUUCCUCCUACACCUUCACAAGGCCCGAUUUUAUAUAGAGCUCCAUUUCAUCAGCUGCCUCAGCAGCCUGGUGGUGUGCAGGGUCUACAGCAAACACUACCACCCCCACCCCCCCUUCCUACUAUUUCAACUUCAUCUCUAUCGGGGAAUAUUUCAGAGGCAACUGCUGGAAACUCUCAAAUGUCAUCUAUGGUUCCCCCAUCAGUGCCACCUCCACCACUGCCAUCUUCUUCCCCACCUCCAAUUCCACCACCUUCACCACCUCGCGUUCUUUCUGCAGUGUCAGUAUCUGUGCCUCUUCCUGCUGGGUCCAACUUACCCAGUGGUUCUAAUCCACAAAGUAAUACACUUUUUGAUUAUAAAUCAGGCACUCUUGGUCCUGCAACUGAAGUCAGACGUCUCAAUCAGGCUGAGCAUAGUAUAUCUGUAUACAACUCUGUGAAUGAUGGAAGUCUAUCUUUGGAAGGCAAGAGUGGAAACGGGGUUAAUUAUCUAGGAGAAGAUGGUUUGUCAUCGAAGAGAAUUGUUUCAUCUGAUGUUCCUUGUCCACCUAAGCCAACAGAAGAAAAAAUUGUUCAGAAGAUUGAAGAGUUCUGCCAUCUAAUCUCUAAGAAUGGCCCUUCUUAUGAAGAAAGGGCUCGACUAAAGGAACCUGGGAAUCCAGAAUUCAAGUUUUUGUUUGGUGGCGAGCCAGGUAGUGAAGCUGCAGUUGCACAUGAGUAUUUUUUGUGGAUGAAGAGGCAGUGUCUUUUGGCAUGUAAAUCAGAUGGAAACCAGCCUGCAAAGUCGACCACUCAUUUGAUAGUCACAACUGAAAUCCAUUCCCCUGGCGAUUCUGAUAUGGAGAUGGAAGAUGAUAUCACCAGGUCUGAUGCUGACCCGGCAGUGAAUCAGCCUAUUGAAUGUCCAAGACAAGCUGCUGGUCCUGGUCAGCUAAGCAGUGAGUUUGAUGCAACAGAGCAGAUGCCCAAACUAGUGAGUUCAGGAUCUGAUGCAGCCACAAUGGUUUUAUCUGAAAGACCGGGUGAAGAAGGGUCAAAGCUAGUCUCCAGUUGUGACGGCUUGACAUUUGGGAGGUCAAUUUUGAAGGAUGAAAGCCCAGUCAUUAAUUCAACUGGUGAUACUGAACAUCCCUUUGCCAGCAACACAAUGGAAUCUUCUACCAUCUUAGCUGAGGAUAAUAGUUCAUCUAAGGCGGCAGCAGCUGUUGAAUUCGUGAAUUCUGACAGCUCUUCGGGUCAAGUUCUGAAAGGUAGUAGCCCAUUCAGACUCCUGCAAGACUAUGCUUCUAAUGACAGCUCAGAGAAUGAUGAGGAUCCACAUUUGAAAGAUGCCAAUCCUGAAACAAUUUCACCAUUAGUUGCAGUUGGCACUGAAAUUUUUUGUCAAGAUGCCGAACUUGGUUCGAAGGGGGAUAUUGGAUCUAAGAGUUCGUACAGCACUGAAAGGGAGUUUGGGUUGCUUUAUGAAUCUGGCAUGUUGUAUAGAUCCCUGGAAUCUUCCUCGUAUUCGCAGAGAGGGGUUAAGGAGACUGUCCCAGUAUCAACUGCCACUGGGUUGAGCCCCAAACUUGUUGAUAUUAAGUAUGAGAACCAAUCAUCUAUUGACCAUGCUGCUUCUUGCACGGCUCUCCCAAAAGAAGAUGCUUUGGGAGGUGCAGGGGGAAAUGUUGCUUUUAGUGAUAACCAUGAGGAUGAUGAAGAUAAAAACGCAAAAUUUACUUCAAAUGCACAGAAAAUAGAUAAAUUUGGAAGAUUGGUUAGAGAAGGUGCUAGUGACAGUGACUCUGACGAUUCUCCCCGUGCUUGUAGGCGUAAUAAGAGAGGGAGAAGCCGCAGCCGGUCACCUCUAGACAAGAGGAGGAAUCGUCCUCAGAGAAGAAGAGAAAAGAGGAGGAGCAGAUCUCGCAGCUGGUCUCCCAGGAACCGAAGAAGUAGGAGCAGGUCUCCCUCUUUUAGGCGUUCAGGUGAAUUUAGCAGUGGCAAUAGGAGACUGGAAAAGGGCCAGUUGCCAGAAUGUUUUGACUUCCUCAGGGGUAGGUGCUACCGUGGAGCAUCCUGUCGUUAUAUGCACCAUGAUUCUGAGAAAAGAGAUGGAUCAAGGAAUCACAAGAGCAAGCAACAAAAAGUUCAACUUCCUUCCAGUUCAAAGAAUUGCAAUACUCUUGAAGGUAACAAGAAUUUCUCACUGAAGGUAUCUGAUCAUGGGCAGGAAAUCAUGGACCAUGAAAUGAGGAGCAAUCAUGAUAUGUUUGCUAGCAGCAUUUGUGCUGCAAAAGAUAACAGUAUCGUUCAUAAUGGAGAAGAUUCUGUUGGUGAUGCAUUAGUUGAUUCUGAAAUAAUAAAAUCUGACAGUUUUAAAGAGGUUGCUGCUGAAGUGCCAAAAACCAGAGCAGUUGAAGAAAGAUCCGAAGAUGGUACAACUUGUGUAAAUGAGAAUUUUCAGUUGGAGUCUGACCGACCAAUGGUUGUUGAUAGUUUUCCUUCUAGUUCUAGUCCUGCAAGUGAUGCUUAUAUCCUGAAGUCACAUGGUGAAGCUCCUCAGGAUGUAAUCUCUUCUUUGAAGGAUUCUGUGAUUCAACAAUCUCAAUCUGUUCAGUCAGAUCUGGGGCUCGAAGAUGCUGACAACCAUGCCCAACAAACUGAUGAUUCUUCUAUAUCUGAUACAUUACCAGAUAAAACAUCUAGAACUUCUCCAAAGAAACUUCAUGUUGCAGAAACUCUUCCAAAUUCAGCAGAUUCUGCACAUAAUCCUUCUCGGAUGGCCCUUUUUCCUCCCUCGGCUCCAGAAGGUAAUAAUGCUCCGCAUAUGGCACAGCUAUCAAGGGAUUACAAGUUGAUGCCACAGACUGCAGCAUUUCAAUCUCAAUCUGCUCCAGAAAAUUUUCCCUCUUAUAUGUUGCCCAAUCAAAAUUCUCUUUUUUCUCUACCAUCAAAUUCCUCUUCUGCCAUGGUGCCACUGACACCACCUCCGCUACUGCCACCACCACCACCACUAUUACCUCCACAUGGUCCAGUUGGAAAUGCAGGUUCUGCAAAACCGAGUGUUACUUUGCAAUUUCAGCAGAAUUCCAUACCUCCAACGGGGGACUUUGGUUCUCAAAUGUUCUUGAGACCUCACUCAACUGAAUUCUCUGGUAAUUCUCAGGUUGGUGAGUUCCAGCAUCGAGCCUACCCUCCAUUGCAGGAGCCACAUCAACCUCACUUACAUUUGGAAGGUUUUAGGUUGAAGCCUCUACCUGGAUGCCCCCCGUCCAGUCAACAGUUUGGAGGUACUUUGCCUUUUUCACAAGAAGGAUCUGCAAACAAAAUGCAAUCUUUGUCUGGUGAUAACUUAGCUCCAGGAGAGAUUUUGAAGUCUUCUACCCAGAUUCAUCCAUACUUGCAGUGGCAACAGGCACCCUACAGUUUGCAUCAAUCUGUGCCUGAUAAUGUCUAUAGUUUGCCUGGGAAAUUCAGUUCUUCAACUAGAUAUCCACCAGAUCUUCAAGACAAAAGUCAGCCAUCGCAUUUCAGAGUAUUAAGUAAUUCUUCUCACUUUAAUCCUUAUGCAUCUACUUUUGAGAAGCCAUUGAGCUCCAGAUUCAGUUCUGAUGUCUUCAGGCAAGAAAAAGACACAACCUAUGGUAGCAAGCAUGAUACUCAUUUAGCUUUGAGUCAUGCUUCACUUGAUGGACAGAGUGUCGAACCAAAAGUGGCAACUUCACCAACUUCUUUUAAUGGUGUCGGGAAAAUGAUUCCCAUGUCAGGUGGCAACCAGUAUGAUCCACUCUUUGACAGCAUUGAGCCAUCUUCAAACUCAUAUAAGAAAUCAGGUCAUAUUCAGAAUUGGGAACCCUCUGGUGGCUCUGACAUUGUUUUGAGGCUCAAAGGCGCAAACCAACCAUUGGAUGUGGAAGAGAACAACAAGAAGAAAGAGGUUGAUGGCAUUGCGCUUGUUACAUCUAUUGAUACUGAGGAAUUUGGUGAGACAGCAGAUUUAGAAGUUGGCAAUGUUGAAAAUGGCAGCCAGAGUAAUCCCAAUGCUUUAACAAACACAAAUAUGGGUGAAAUGGAGAUUGAUCAGAUUAAGUCCCCAGGGAAGAACAAGAGGAGCAAGGAGUCCAGAUCAAUGAAGCUUUUCAAAGCUAGUCUUGCAGAUUUUGUAAAGGAGGUUUUAAAGCCAUCAUGGCGACAAGGUAACAUGAGCAAGGAAACAUUUAAGACUGUUGUGAAGAAGACUGUUGAUAAAGUGUCAGAAGCAAUGAAGAGCCACCAGAUACCCAAGUCUAAGGCAAAGAUAAAUCAUUACAUUGACUCUUCACAGCGGAAAUUAACAAAACUUGUGAUGGGUUAUGUGGAUAAAUAUGCCAAAGGGUAAAAGUUGAUGUUCUGUUGAUGACUUUGACUGGAUAUACUUCCUCAUUUUUGGGACUUCUGUGCCAUUGGAGCUGCAGAACUUGAUUGUAUGGCAGAACCAUGGACAACUGAGGAUAGAUUGAAAAACUUUCAGGUGGCAUUAGUAGAUUGCUGGUAUCUUGUACGUGCUAGCACAAAUAUGGAUCCAUGGCAAGAUAAAUUUGUUGAUGGAUUAUUUCCCAAUCUCUGCGAACGUUCUGAGGGAGCUCCAAAAUGUGUAUGUAAUGUGCAUCCUUAAACAUAAAUGCGUGCUUUAACUAUUCUGUUUCUGUAGUAUUCUCAUUGUAAAUCACCUGAUAUUUAUGAUCACAUCUCAUGACAGAGUGGGUAUUUGAUUUUUAA
This is a messenger RNA of Manihot esculenta (cassava), 5517 nucleotides long. RefSeq lists its product as uncharacterized. The record is from RefSeq and is a predicted model, not a curated record. The coding region runs from base 341 to 5137 and encodes 1598 amino acids. The transcript is spliced from 6 exons. Gene Ontology annotation, biological process: RNA processing. Gene Ontology annotation, molecular function: metal ion binding; RNA binding. Lineage: Eukaryota; Viridiplantae; Streptophyta; Magnoliopsida; Malpighiales; Euphorbiaceae.